Molecule: messenger RNA, 1987 nt
Organism: Hevea brasiliensis (rubber tree)
Lineage: Eukaryota; Viridiplantae; Streptophyta; Magnoliopsida; Malpighiales; Euphorbiaceae
Product: valine N-monooxygenase 1
Exons: 2
Coding region: 97-1731 (544 amino acids)
Molecular function (GO): iron ion binding; oxidoreductase activity, acting on paired donors, with incorporation or reduction of molecular oxygen; monooxygenase activity
Source: RefSeq, a predicted model, not a curated record
GAGCUACGUGCAUGGCAUCAAGCACAAGUCUUUUCUUCUCUUCCUGUACGUUCAUUGGUCAUCGCCCAGGACUUGAAUUGUUUAGGGCAUACAAAUAUGGCCAUGAACGUCUCCACCACCACUGGUUUCUUUACCACCACUGCCACCUCCUUCGCCUCCACCUCCUCUAUCAACGCUGUCAAAAUCCUGCUGGUCACCCUCUUCAUUUCCAUUGUUAGUACUGUUAUAAAGAGUCAAAAAAGGGCCGCCUACAAGAAAGCUAGCAAGAACCUCUCACUCCCUCCUGGUCCUACUCCAUGGCCACUCAUCGGAAAUAUCCCUGAAAUGAUCCGAUACAGACCCACGUUUCGGUGGAUUCACCAACUCAUGAAGGACAUGAACACUGAUAUUUGUCUCAUUCGUUUUGGAAGAACUAACUUUGUUACUAUUAGCUGUCCUGUUCUUGCUCGUGAAGUUUUGAAAAAGAAUGACGCUAUCUUCGCUAGCAGGCCCAAGACACUUUCUGCUAAAUCUAUGAGCGGAGGAUACUUGACAACUAUUGUGGUGCCCAACAAUGACCAAUGGAAGAAAAUGAGGAAGAUCCUAACCACAGAGAUCAUUUCUCCCGCUAGGCACAAGUGGCUCCACGAUAAAAGAACUGAGGAGGCAGAUAAUCUUGUGUUCUAUAUCCAUAACCAGUUCAAAGCUAACAAAAAUGUGAAUUUGAGACUUGCCACUAGGCAUUACGGUGGGAAUGUGAUCAGAAAGAUGGUGUUCAGCAAGAGAUACUUCGGGAAGGGAAUGCCCGACGGAGGACCAGGGGCUGAAGAAAUCGAACACAUUGACGCAGUUUUCACUGCUCUUAAAUACUUGUAUGGAUUUUGCAUAUCUGAUUACAUGCCUUUCUUGUUGGGGCUUGACCUCGAUGGUCAAGAAAAGUUUGUGCUUCAAGCAAAUAAGACCAUAAGGGAUUAUCAGAACCCUUUAAUAGAUGAAAGGAUCCAACAAUGGAGGAGUGGUGAAAGGAAGGAAAUGGAGGACUUGCUUGAUGUUUUCAUCACUCUCAAGGAUUCAGAUGGCAAGCCAUUGCUCACAGCUGAUGAGAUCAAGAAUCAAAUCGCUGAAAUUAUGAUAGCAACAGUAGAUAACCCGUCAAACGCAAUCGAAUGGGCAAUGGGAGAGAUGCUAAAUCAACCAGAAAUCCUGAAGAAGGCCACAGAGGAACUUGACAGGGUGGUUGGCAAAGACAGGCUUGUUCAAGAAUCUGACAUCCCCAACCUUAAUUAUGUCAAGGCUUGUGCAAGAGAAGCCUUUAGGCUCCAUCCAGUUGCACACUUCAAUGUCCCUCAUGUAGCUAUGGAAGACUCUGUUAUCGGUGAUUACUUUAUUCCAAAGGGUAGCUGGGCAACACUUAGCCGGUAUGGGCUUGGCAGGAACCCAAAGACAUGGCCUGAUCCACUCAAGUAUGAUCCAGAAAGGCACUUGCACGAAGGAGAGGUGGUGCUAACUGAGCAUGACUUGAGGUUCGUAACUUUCAGCACUGGAAGACGUGGCUGCGUAGCUUCAUUGCUUGGAAGUUGCAUGACUACGAUGUUGCUGGCGAGGAUGCUUCAGUGCUUCACUUGGACUCCACCAGCCAAUGUUUCCAAGAUUGAUCUCGCCGAGACUCUAGAUGAACUUACUCCUGCUACACCCAUUUCUGCAUUCGCUAAGCCUCGCUUGGCUCCUCAUCUCUACCCAAUGUCACCAUGAAAGUUGAAAGAGAGAUCAGAGAUCAAAUAUCUGAGUUCUUAAAACCUUUAUUAUUUGCUAAAAACAAAUAAAAAUAAUUUGGUUAUAUAUAAUUAGCGGGGUAACCAUACAAACUGCUUGUUUAGUGAGAGUUUUUAAUCAACUCUCAAAAUAAUUUGUGUGGCUACUUCAUCUUGUAUCUCUUGCAAUGGUUCCUGUACUAAAAUUGCCUUGCAAAAGUCUUAUUUCAUAUUUAUAUAUAAUGUCUUUCCACUUA